AUGGCGGCUGCCGAGUUCUACAAUACUGGCCCCCAUCCUGGUGGGAGCUAUGGCUCCAAUGACGAUGAUGGUUACGAUAGACAGGAUACACACUCGCCCAUCUCUUCCAUUUCCAAUAGCGCCUCGCUAACUCACAAGCCUUUGCCCUCCCAUCCCCCGUUUCCUCCGACACACACCGCCACCGGUUACAGCGACGACUUCUUUGGCCGUCCCCAUUCAACCCAGUCAAUAGAUACAGCCUAUCACCCGCACGAAUCCGAACGGCCAGCGGGCCCAUUACAUUCGAGUUCCUACAACUCCCACGACUCUUAUGGGAAACCAACCGGACCUUAUAGCGAUGAUAUCCCUCUCAAUGAUACCCGUCCAGGUCGGAAGCCAUCGCACGACCUGGCGGCCGUUGAGGGUGGCGGGCACGCCGGUUCAAAGGGGAAGAAGGGAAAUUUCUCUCUCCUGAAAUCGAGCAAGGGACCAAGGCCGUGGUUUUGCUACCUCAUGGCUGUAAUCCAGAUCUCGGUGUUUAUCGCAGAGUUGGCACGCAAUGCGGUACUUACAAAGACGCCCAUUGCAAUCAAACCGCAGUUCAAUCCUAUGAUCGGCCCCUCGGUUCACGUUCUCAUUAACAUGGGCGCAAGGUUUGUGCCUUGCAUGAAGACAAUCGAGGGCAUCACAGACAAUCCCAUCAGUACAUAUCCCUGCCCCGACACUACUGUUGAGGAUACGUCACGGGAAGGGUGCACUCUUGCAAAGUGGUGCGGUUUCGGUGGGGCCAACAUCCCUAGCGACCUUGGGGGAACUGCGCCAAAGGGCGGCGAGCCAAAUCAAUGGUAUCGAUUCAUCACGCCAAUAUUUUUACAUGCCGGGUUGAUUCAUAUCGCGUUUAAUAUGCUGGUGCAGCUCAAAAUUGGUACGGAUAUGGAAAGGGAGAUUGGGCAUUUAAGGUUUGCGAUAGUAUAUUUCGCUUCGGGGAUUUUCGGUUUCGUGUUCGGCGGCAACUAUGCUCCCAACGGACAACCUAGCACGUAUGCUUCUGCGAACAUUCUUGGGAAAGAUUAUGCACUGACGCACCGCAGGGGCUGUUCCGGAUCUUUGUUUGGAAUUUUCUCAUUGAUUCUUCUGGACCUGAUAUGGACUUGGCGGUUACGCAAGUCGCCAAAGAAGGACCUUGGAUUUCUUUUGUUUCAAAUCAUCAUCUGUUUUGUCAUUGGAUUGCUUCCGGGCUUGGACAACUUUUCCCACAUUGGAGGAUUCCUGAUGGGGCUUUUUCUUGGUCUUACCGUCUUGCAUUCUCCACCAUCGAUCCGACAAAAGAUCGGUGCUGGUGCGCCGCCUUACACCCCGAUGGCAGUCAACAGUUCACCGUACGCUGCAAGCCCCCAUUCCGCGCUCCCCGGUGGCUUUAUCGGGUUUUUCAGGAACCCAGCGGGAUUCUUCAAGGGACGCAAGCCACUUUGGUGGGCGUGGUGGCUUGUUCGAGCAGCUACCCUUGCAACAGCACUAAUCGUUAUGGUUGUCCUCAUCAACAAUUUUUACAAGUUCGAGAAGACCUGCGGAUGGUGCAAAUACCUUAGCUGUCUGCCCGUACUCGACUGGUGCGAGAUGGGUGCAUUGACCAUGAAAAACACCACCACCACGAGUGAUGGCACUAGCGAUAAUCCUGCGAGGAUGCUAGCGAGAAGUCUAGCCCCGGCAGACUUGCUGCAAUUUAUU
Messenger RNA from Tuber aestivum (summer truffle), 1707 nucleotides. The record is from the annotation of a GenBank genome assembly. NCBI's taxonomy places the organism in Eukaryota, Fungi, Ascomycota, Pezizomycetes, Pezizales, Tuberaceae.